AUGCUCACCGUUGCAGCUGUAGUCAACUCUGAAGAAGACGUUCAGGAUCGAGAUGAAGGUGGCGAAAUCGUCUUACCGUCAGAAAGGAAUGAGGCAGAAGAGGCAGCACAACGGAGAAGCGCCUUGAAGGCGGCCCAGGAGAUGCGAGCCAACUUAUCCGUGGGCGGGAAGCCCGAUGCCACAACAGUUCGUUCACAGGUCACGAUAUUAUGCUCCGAUUUCGAGUUGUACGCCAAGAAUGGACAGACGCCCUCCCCAUUCCCAAACGAGCUGCUGAACAAGGGAUGGAGUCAACUCAUUAGGUGCGCGCCGGCGGUCAACACAGCGGUCGACUUUGCGGAGACACAGAGAGUCUUUCAAGAACUCAUCAACAACUUGGCGCAAAUGCUGCAGGAACAAAGAUCAAUGGCAACCAUCCAUGUUCAUCUAUGCUUACAAGCUAUCGUUCUCGAGAAUCUGGCAGUUCCGCUUCACGAGUCAUCCGCUCAGGCCAGAGACAGCAUGGAGGCAUUACUGAAGGACGUUUACCGCAAGUACUUCGACCUUAUCAUCGACAUGGUCUCCAGGCCGCCGAUCGUGAUGAUAAACCAUGACAAGCAUUUCUUUGCUGCCGCUCACAAGACUCUCGAAAGACGCCAGGAAUUUCCUGGGUAUGACGCCGUGGGCGCUCAGCUGCGACUACGUGGAUGGAUCGUCGUUCAAGGCGGUGCGAUUUAUGAGAAACAAUUACUUUGCGAACAGAUGAUUGCAGCUUGCUUCUUGAACUCUGAGCAGUUGGACACUUGGCAGACGAUGCUUCACCGGAAGGUCGUCAAUGUCAAACGCUUCAGAGAGAUUUGCGUGGACUUCACUGAGCUGCACUUCUCCCCCACCGUGAACCUCAACGCAUGGGUUUCAAGGGAUAGACGUCGCGCUAUCGAAGAGGAAAACAGGCGCAAUGACGUCCUGGAGUAA
This is a messenger RNA of Symbiodinium sp. CCMP2456, 954 nucleotides long. The record is from the annotation of a GenBank genome assembly. Lineage: Eukaryota; Dinophyceae; Suessiales; Symbiodiniaceae.